CUGCACAUCGGUUCAUUAUCGGUUUGUUUGGUUAAGGGCCCGCACGGGUGUACGAGCGCCGCGCCCUCGACCUCGGGCCGCGGGCUAUCGUCGCGGUGACUUCACUGAUAACAGCAGCUAAUAUAAUAAUUAAUACAGCACGCGUCAGGAAACACAUCGACACGGAAUUGCCGCUAGGCAGUGCAAUUAAUCGUCACUUUCGACCUAAUCCUCGCGUGGAUUGCUACAGAGCCUUAGGAUAAUGGUGGAGGACAAUAAGGCGGAGACGGUGCAUUUACGAGCCGUGGCCGAAGAAGGCCAGGGCGAGCCAUUUGGGGGCGACCAGCUCACCGGCGACUACGACCCACACUUACACAGGAAUCUGCCCAAGCCCACAAACAACUGGGAGACGCUAGUACAUUUGCUGAAAUGCAGUUUGGGCACCGGAAUAUUGGCCAUGCCGCAGGCCUUCGCUCGCGCAGGACUAGUGACCGCCGUCGUGUCUACAGUGGUGGUGGGCGUGCUAGUGACGCACUGUCUGCACGUGUUGGUGCAGUCGCAAUACGCGGCGUGCAAGCGGCUGCGCGUGCCUCUCCUCACGUACCCUGAAUCAAUGGCGGCGGCGCUGCAGGCGGGACCAGCUCCGCUGCGAUCUUUGGCGCGCCCUGCCGCCAUCACCGUCGACGUGUUCCUCGUCGUGUACCAGCUCGGCAUCUGCUGCGUGUACAUCGUGUUCAUUGCGGAGAACAUUAAGAAGAUCGUCGACCCACACUACGGGAUGCCGGUGGAGGUGCACAUGCUGAUCAUCCUGGUCCCGCUGAUCGCGUUCAACCUCAUCCCUAGCCUGAAGCUGCUGGCGCCAUUCUCCGCACUCGCUAACGUGCUUACGUUUGUGGGUCUCGGUAUCGUGGUGUACUACUUGCUUGCGGGGAAGAAGUCUACACAACCUCUGGACCUGUGGGGCUCGCCUGCUUCGUUCCCGUUGUUUUUCGGCACCAUACUGUUCGCGCUGACGGCGGUGGGCGUGGUUAUCGCCCUGGAGAACAACAUGAAGACGCCGAAGUCGUUCGGGUCGGCGUGCGGCGUGCUCAACGGCGGCAUGAGCAUCAUAGUGCUGUUGUAUGUGGUGGUGGGCGCGCUCGGCUACGUGUACUGCGUCUCCGAAUGCAGCGACUCAGUCACGCUGGACUUGCCGCCUGGCCCUGACAAUCUGAAUAUGACUGCGUGUAGGAUGCCGAAUGCGCCCGCCACUGCGGCAGAAGAGAUUGAUGUGGGGAGGAGAGCGACAGAGCUCAGUCGGCGUGAUGGGAGUUCACCGCUCCUCGCCGCCGGGCGGGACUAUGACGUUAUGAAUCGUCUCGGUUGUUCUAUGUUGGCAACGAGCGUGAUCGUGAUGUUUGCGGUGGCGAUCUUCAUCAGCUACGGGCUGCACUGUUACGUGCCGGUGGAGGUGGUGUGGCGCGGCUACGUGCUGCCGCGGCUGCAGGCGGCCGGCGUGUCCGCUGCGCGCCGCACGCUCGCCGAAUACGCGCUGCGCGUCGCGCUCUGUCUCAUCACAUUCGUGCUGGCAGUGAGCGUGCCGCAGCUGGGGCUGUUCAUCUCUUUGUUCGGCGCGCUGUGCCUGUCCGCGCUGGGCAUCUGCUUCCCGGCGUUGAUGGAGCUAUGCAUCUCGUUCCCUGACAAGUCGGGCGCGGCACGACUGCGGCUGGUGAAGGACGCGGCGUUGUUCGUGGUGGGCGUUGUGGGCCUGCUCGCCGGUACCUAUACGGCGCUGCUCGGCAUCAUCAGGACCUUCCAAAUCACCCCGUCCUCCACGGAGUCUCCGCUGCACGCAUAGUGAUGCGCAGCCCACCACCUAGCUAUCAUAAUUUAAAUAAACAUGUACACACCA
This is a messenger RNA of Manduca sexta (tobacco hornworm), 1870 nucleotides long. RefSeq names its product proton-coupled amino acid transporter-like protein CG1139. The transcript is spliced from 10 exons. Gene Ontology annotation, cellular component: vacuolar membrane. Gene Ontology annotation, biological process: amino acid transmembrane transport. Gene Ontology annotation, molecular function: amino acid transmembrane transporter activity. Lineage: Eukaryota; Metazoa; Arthropoda; Insecta; Lepidoptera; Sphingidae. The coding region runs from base 242 to 1816 and encodes 524 amino acids. The record is from RefSeq and is a predicted model, not a curated record.